Molecule: messenger RNA, 2632 nt
Organism: Suhomyces tanzawaensis NRRL Y-17324
Lineage: Eukaryota; Fungi; Ascomycota; Pichiomycetes; Serinales; Debaryomycetaceae
Gene: MCM3
Product: MCM DNA helicase complex subunit
Exons: 1
Coding region: 15-2522 (835 amino acids)
Biological process (GO): DNA replication; mitotic DNA replication initiation; DNA strand elongation involved in DNA replication
Cellular component (GO): nucleus; MCM complex
Molecular function (GO): single-stranded DNA helicase activity; ATP binding; ATP hydrolysis activity
Source: RefSeq, a predicted model, not a curated record
CCGCUACCAACACCAUGGACGAUAUAAACGAACAGCCCAUCGACGCUGUGUUCGGAGACCGUGUGCGUCGGUUCCAAGAGUUUCUCGACAGAAUUGACAAUGAAGGAACAGACUACCGUUCUCAAAUCAAGGACAUGUUGAACAAGGGCAAAUACAGAUUGUGUGUGACCAUCGACGAAGUUAGAGAAUUUGAUAAGGAGUUCUGGCAGGGAUUGCUUAACCUGCCAGCCGAGUACUUGCCUGCGUGCGAGCGGGCUUUGAGAGAUACGGUGUUGACCAUUUACGACCCUUCGUCAGGACAGGAGUACGACCCCAACCAACAGUUCUACCUCUCGUUCAAGGGUUCCUUCGGGGGAAACCACGUCACUCCUAGACUGAUUGAUUCGGGUUACCUUUCCAAGAUGAUUUCUAUCGAAGGUAUCGUCACCCGUGCCUCGUUGAUCAGACCCAAGGUGAUUCGUUCAGUCCACUACGCUGAAAAGACUAGCAAAUUCUACGCCAGAGAGUACAAGGACCAGACCACUUCGUUCGACCCAAUCUCAACCCCUGCCAUCUACCCCACUGAGGACCUUGACGGUAACAAGUUGGUAACCGAGUACGGUUAUUCUACCUACAGAGACCACCAGAAGAUCUCAGUUCAAGAAAUGCCAGAAACCGCUCCCGCCGGUCAAUUGCCACGGUCCGUGGACGUCAUCUUGGAUGAUGAUUUAGUGGACUUGACUAAGCCGGGUGAUAGAGUCCAGCUUGUUGGUGUCUAUCGCGCAUUGGGUGGAGGCUCCAACAACAACUCUUCCUUCAAGACCGUGAUUUUAGGUAAUUCCGUGUAUCCAUUGCACAAGAGAUCGACUGGUGUUUCAUCGACCGAGAAAUUAACUGACCAAGACAUCAGAAACAUCAAUAAGCUCUCCAAGGAAAAGAAAAUCUUCGAGAUGUUGUCCACCUCUUUGGCUCCUUCUAUUUAUGGCUUUGAGUACAUCAAAAAGGCAGUCUUGCUUAUGUUGCUUGGAGGUGUGGAAAAGAACUUGGAUAACGGUACCCAUUUGAGAGGUGAUAUCAAUAUCUUGAUGGUUGGUGACCCUUCGACUGCGAAGUCUCAAAUCUUGAGAUUUGUCUUGAAUACCGCCUCUUUGGCCAUUGCAACCACAGGUAGAGGUUCUUCUGGUGUUGGUUUAACUGCUGCAGUAACCACUGACAAGGAAACCGGUGAAAGAAGAUUAGAAGCUGGUGCCAUGGUUUUGGCUGACAGAGGUAUUGUUUGUAUUGAUGAAUUCGACAAAAUGUCAGACAUCGAUAGAGUGGCUAUUCACGAAGUUAUGGAACAACAGACUGUCACCAUUGCCAAAGCAGGUAUCCACACUUCGCUUAAUGCCCGUUGCUCGGUGAUUGCAGCUGCCAACCCAGUAUUCGGUCAGUAUGAUGUCCACAAAGAUCCCCAUAAGAACAUCGCGUUGCCAGAUUCGUUGUUAUCUCGUUUCGAUUUAUUGUUCGUCGUCACUGACGAUGUGAAUCCUACCAGAGAUAGAAUCAUCUCGGAACACGUUCUUAGAAUGCACAGAUUUAUUCCUCAAGGUGUCUUGGAAGGAGAACCAAUCAGGGAAAAGUCUGGUUUGUCCUUAAGUGUUGGAGAGGAUGGUAAUAAUGAACAAGAAGAAUUAGAUCAACCAAUUUUCGAGAAAUUCAAUGCAUUGUUGCACUCCGGUGUUGCCAGAGAAGGUAACAAGAAACCACCAGUCAUUUUAUCAAUCGCUUUCCUCAAGAAAUACAUUCAAUAUGCGAAACAAAGAAUAAGGCCCACAUUGACCAAGAAGGCCAGCGACUACAUUGUUAGCACCUACUCGUCCUUGAGAAAUGAUUUGAUUGACAAUAAUCAAAGGCACACUGCUCCAAUUACUGCCAGAACAUUGGAAACCUUAAUUCGUUUAUCGACUGCCCAUGCAAAGGUCAGAUUGUCUAAAACAAUCGAUGUUAAGGACGCAAAGGUUGCAGAAGAAUUGUUGAGGUACGCCUUAUUCAAGGAAGUAACUAAGAAGAGCAAAACCAAGAAGCAAAGGACUGGUGCGCUAGUUUCUGAAAGUGAGGAAGAAGAAGAGGAGGAGGAAGAAGAAGAGGAAGAAGAAGAAUUCAAUGAUGAUGUUGGUGAAGUUGUCAGACCAAGCUCGACCAGAACAAGACUCAGAGCCCAGCAGCCAACACCUCCAAACGAGGAUCUUCAGAAUGACCUUAAUAACUUGAACCUUUCUGAGCCCCAGCCAUUGUCGUCCAAUUCCAAGGUCAAUGAAGCCGAUGGUGAACAUAUCAGUAGCGAAAGAUAUGAUGCUUUCUUAAAGAUCAUGGCAAAGCUUGUUCAAACCGAUUUGUUUAGUGCAGAAGAAUCGGCACCAGUAGAUGCCGUAUUCGAAGCAAUCAACGAGAAUCUUGAACAGGAGGAAUUGUUUGACACUGAAGAAAUCGAGGCUGGAUUCGACAGGAUGAGCAAAGAGAAUAAGAUGUACAUUGGUGAAGGGAAGGUAUGGAAGGUUUGAGGUUGUGUACAGUGUUGAUGUUAUCGCGAAUGGGUUGGUUUUACGUGCUGAAAGCUCACGCCAAAUACUAGCGGGAUGGGCCUCUUUAGCACCUAAAUAUUUAGUUCUGU